This is a messenger RNA of Histoplasma capsulatum G186AR, 1398 nucleotides long. RefSeq names its product actin-like protein arp6. The record is from RefSeq and is a predicted model, not a curated record. Gene Ontology annotation, cellular component: Swr1 complex. The transcript is spliced from 4 exons. Gene Ontology annotation, molecular function: nucleosome binding. Lineage: Eukaryota; Fungi; Ascomycota; Eurotiomycetes; Onygenales; Ajellomycetaceae. Bases 1 to 1398 code for a protein of 465 amino acids.
AUGGGAACAUCCAAACCUUCUCGCGCGACAAAGCGCGUCCCUUCACCACCACCUUUACCCCCCAAAACAUUCAUCAUCGACAAUGGCGCCUAUACCAUGAAAGCUGGGUAUGCGCCCGACCAGCUGAGCACUGAACCUCCUCUAAAUUCUUGUCUGGUAAUUCCAAAUGCUGUGGCUAGAACGCGCGACAAGCGGGUCUACAUCGGUGCUCAGCUCUCAACGCACAUCUCGGACUGGAACGAGGUUGCAUUUCGCCGGCCUGUUGAGAAAGGCUAUGUGGUGAGUUGGGAAGCAGAGAAGGAAAUCUGGGACCAUGCUUUUUUUGACGAGGGGACAGCGCGGAAACCGGAGGUGCGAUGCGCGGAUCCGGAAAAUACGACAUUGAUUUAUACGGAGGCUCCAAAUGCAAUGGCCGCAUUGCAGAAGAAUGCGGAUGAGAUCAUCAUGGAGGAGUGGGGUUUUGGGGGGUAUUUUAGAUGCGUUGGACCAACACUUAAUGCUUGGAAUGAAGUUCAUGCUCUUUUCGGCGAUCCGAUGGGUUCGGACCCAAACUCCACCAUCUCCCCUAUCGAGUGCCUUCUUGUUAUUGAUUCCGGAUAUUCACACACGACUGUUACACCUGUCUACAAAGGACGGCCACUUCAGCGAGGCAUCAGGCGACUGGAGAUUGGCGGGAAAUAUCUUACGAAUUUUCUCAAGGAACUUGUGUCGGUUCGACAGUACAACAUGCUCGAUGAAACACACAUAAUAAAUGAAGUCAAAGAAGCUGCCUGUUUUGUUAGUGACGAUUUCUCCGCAGACAUGGAGCGAAUCUGGAGAGAGAAUCGAAAGCGAAAGCCUGAUGAUGAUGGUGCGGCAGAAGGGAUCGUCGUGGACUACGUUCUUCCGGACCCAAACGCCCACAAAAAGGGUUUUAUACGCCCGCACGAGAGCCUUACAGCGGCACAGAGAAAGAAGGAACUUCUCUCCGGCACCAUUCCGGGUACAAUGGCGGAAGAUGUCUUGGUGCUUGGAAACGAACGGUUCACUGUCCCCGAAAUAUUAUUCAAUCCAGGAGACAUCGGGAUGAAACAGCUUGGCCUUCCUGAGAUGGUAAUGCAAUCAUUGUCCGUGUUACCAACCGGCUUACAUCCUGCAUUCUUGGCAAAUAUCAUGGUGGUCGGGGGCAAUUCAUUAAUUCCGGGCUUUAUGGAGCGGCUAGGAACUGAGAUCCGGAGACUUGCCUCAGCCGAGUGUGUUGUGCGCGUCAAACGGCCAGAUGAUCCUAUACGUUCCACGUGGCUGGGAGGUUCAAGGUUUGCAAACAACAAGGAGACGCUGAAAGGGGUUGCGAUUACCCGCCAACAGUAUCAUGAAUAUGGCUCUGCCUGGGUGGGGAGGAGGUUUAGUAAGGCUUAA